Pipistrellus kuhlii (Kuhl's pipistrelle) is the source of this 2038-nucleotide messenger RNA. RefSeq names its product solute carrier family 11 member 1 (gene SLC11A1). Gene Ontology annotation, molecular function: cadmium ion transmembrane transporter activity; manganese ion transmembrane transporter activity; iron ion transmembrane transporter activity. Gene Ontology annotation, biological process: metal ion transport. Bases 242 to 1885 code for a protein of 547 amino acids. Gene Ontology annotation, cellular component: plasma membrane. NCBI's taxonomy places the organism in Eukaryota, Metazoa, Chordata, Mammalia, Chiroptera, Vespertilionidae. The record is from RefSeq and is a predicted model, not a curated record. The transcript has 16 exons.
AAGGAAGCCUCAUGUUUGUGGGGCUCGGGCCAGAAGGGGAACAGAAGUCCAGGCAGACCUUUCCGCCAGAGCUGGCCACUUCUGCCUUGGGAAGUGUUUCACAACACCCCGGCUCACUGCGGAUGGGCGAGAGGGUGUGGGCUCACGCCGGCACAUGCACUGGCACCCGGAGAGGGAGCGUGGGCCGAGGAGCUGGCCAGCACGCCACGCACACGCAGCGAGUGCCUGACCUGCCGUCCUCAUGACGAGUGACAGAGGUCCCCGAAGGCUAAGCAGCCCCAGCUAUGGCUCCAUCUCCAGCCCGCCCAGCCCGGGGCCACAGCACGCACCUCCCGGGGAGACCUACCUGAGCGAGAAGAUUUCCAUCCCAGACACAAAGCCGGGCGCGUUCAGCCUGCGGAAGCUGUGGGCCUUCACGGGGCCUGGCUUCCUCAUGAGCAUCGCGUUCCUGGACCCGGGGAACAUCGAGUCGGACCUGCAGGCCGGCGCCCUGGCUGGAUUCAAACUGCUCUGGGUGCUGCUGUGGGCCACGGUGCUGGGCCUGCUCUGCCAGAGGCUUGCUGCCCGGCUGGGUGUGGUGACGGGCAAGGAUCUGGGUGAGAUCUGCCACCUCUACUACCCGAAGGUGCCCCGCACCCUCCUCUGGCUGACCAUCGAGCUGGCCAUCGUGGGCUCGGACAUGCAGGAGGUCAUCGGCACGGCCAUCGCCUUCAGCCUGCUCUCCGCCGGACGGAUCCCGCUCUGGGGCGGCGUCCUCAUCACCAUCGUGGACACCUUCCUCUUCCUCUUCCUGGAUAACUACGGGCUGCGGAAGCUGGAAGCCUUUUUCGGGUUCCUCAUCACCAUCAUGGCCUUGACGUUUGGCUAUGAGUACGUGGUGGCCCGUCCAGCCCAGGGGCCGCUCCUCCGCGGCCUGCUCCUGCCGUCCUGUCCUGGCUGCGGCCAGCCCGAGCUGCUGCAGGCCGUGGGCGUCGUCGGCGCCAUCAUCAUGCCCCACAACAUCUACCUGCACUCGGCCCUGGUCAAGUCUCGAGAGAUAGACCGGAGCCGACGGGCUGACAUCCGAGAAGCCAACAGGUACUUCCUGAUCGAGGCCACCAUCGCCCUGUCUGUCUCCUUCUUCAUCAACCUCUUCGUUGUGGCUGUGUUCGGGCAGGCCUUCUACCGGCGGACCAACGAGGAUGCGUUCAGCGUCUGCGCCAACAGCAGCCUCCAGGCCUACGCCGGCAUCUUCCCCAGGGACAACCACACAGUGGCCGUGGACAUCUACCAGGGGGGCGUGAUCCUGGGCUGCCUGUUCGGGCCCGCGGCGCUGUACAUCUGGGCGGUGGGCCUCCUGGCGGCGGGGCAGAGCUCCACCAUGACCGGCACCUACGCGGGACAGUUCGUGAUGGAGGGCUUCCUGCGGCUGCGCUGGUCCCGCUUCGCCCGCGUCCUGCUCACCCGCUCCUGCGCCGUCCUGCCCGCCGUGCUGGUGGCCGCCUUCCGGGACCGGAGGGACCUGUCCGGCCUCAACGACCUGCUCAACGUGCUGCAGAGCCUGCUGCUCCCCUUCGCGGUGCUGCCCAUCCUCACCUUCACCAGCAUGCCCGCCCUCAUGCAGGAGUUUGCCAACAGCUGGCUCAGCAAGGCCAUCACGUCCGCCAUCAUGACGCUCAUCUGUGCCAUCAACCUCUACUUCGUGGUCAGCUACCUGCCCGGCCUGCCUCACCCCGCCUACUUCGGCCUCGUGGCCCCGCUGGGCGCCGCCUACCUGGGCCUCAUCGCCUACCUGGCCUGGGCCUGCGUCAUUGCCCACGGGGCCUCCCGGCUGGCUCACCGCUCCCACCGCCACUUCCUGUACGGGCUUCCUGAGGCGGAGCAGAAGGGGCAGCCCUCUGGAUGAACUGCCCCGGACCGUCUCAGUGGCCUCAUCUGUAAAAUGGGACAUCGACCUUGCGAUGGAAGGAAAGCACUCGAACACAGUGCUGGCAACGGGACGUUUUAUUUUUUUUAUUUUUAUUAUUUUUAUUUUUUAAUAAAUCUUUAUUGUUCAGAU